This is a messenger RNA of Procambarus clarkii (red swamp crayfish), 4383 nucleotides long. RefSeq names its product protein abrupt. The record is from RefSeq and is a predicted model, not a curated record. Gene Ontology annotation, molecular function: protein binding. Lineage: Eukaryota; Metazoa; Arthropoda; Malacostraca; Decapoda; Cambaridae. Gene Ontology annotation, biological process: regulation of transcription by RNA polymerase II. Gene Ontology annotation, cellular component: nucleus.
UGUGUGCUGGAUGACCGUCUUUCUGUAUUCAGGCUGUGAAAUGUGAGAGUUAAGGGUGGAGAAGAGAGGGUGUAAUGUGUGGUGUUGAGAGAGGCAGUGUUGUGUAGGUUAGUGGUGGUGGUGGGGCGAGACCCCACAACACUUAGGGGGGACCUGAACCAUCUCCUCAUCACUACAUUACUAUGGCACUGUAGCCUAACUCGCCUCUGCCUCGCCAACACUGGUCUGCUGUGACUACAUAACUCUGCCUAGCCCAUACCCCCCCCCAACACUGAACCACUGUGGCACCAUAACUUGCCUCUUCUUCCUCACCAUUACUGUAGCUCCUGUGGCACCGUAUUUUGCAUUUGCCUCGCCAACACAAAAAUAUGUUGGCACUGUUCUUAGGAUCUUUAUAAGUGGUACAAAGUUAUUGGUCUCUGGACGGUGGCACCAACAAAAACCUGUAGCCUGCACAAGUGCAUAGAAUGAACCCGAAAGCGAGAGGAACUCUUUGAACAUGCUCAGAAAACAUGCUGAAAUAUGAAAGGAUGGGGGAGCCACGAAGGUGUUGGCUGCGGUGGCAUAACUAUAGUGACUCGGUGACUUCAGCGCUUGAAUCAUUACGUUAUGAUGAAGACUUUUUGGAUGUAACUGUGGCAUGCGAAGGACGCACCAUCCGCGCUCAUAAAUUGGUGUUGUCUGCCUGCAGUGCAUAUUUCCGGAAAGUGCUAAAGGACCAUCCAUGUGACCAUCCUAUUAUUAUAUUAGAUGGAUUGGGCUGGAGAGAAGUGGUGGCAUUACUACAUUUUAUGUACUGUGGAGAGGUGGUGGUUGAAGAGGAUCACCUUCCAAAUCUCUUGAAUGCUGCCUCAAAUCUCAAUGUCACUGGUUUAACCCAUGUCACUUCUGCACUAGCCAGCACCCAGAUUGGUGGAGAAGAUGAUAGUGAUGAAGACGACUUUGAGGAUGAAGAAGAAGAUGAGGAAGAUGAUGACUUAAAAAUCUCUGAAAUUCAGACAUCUAAGAAAGACAUAGAAAGUGAGGGUGAUUCCUCGUAUGACAGUGAUGCUCCCCCUUCCAAAAGACAACGUACUGACUCGUCAGAUUUGCAACAGGGAAAAUGCAAUAAUAGUGAAACUGUGGAAGGAUCCUUAACUGAAAGCAAAGGAUCAUUUUCCCCUUCCAAAAAUAGUAAUAAUGCAACAGUUCCAGUUACCAGUUCAUCCCAUAUUCAGGAAGUCCUUGCAGCCACACCUGUUGAUGUUCCUCCCAUCAAUGACACAAGCAGUGACAAGGAAAAUGAGAAGGGACCUAUCAACCUUUCGGAAAAAAAUAAUAAAGAAUUAAAAAAUAUAAGAGUGAAAAUAAUGAAUGGAGACUGUCACGUCAAAGAUGAAAUGGAGGACCUGGAUGAGGUGGAGUCCAUUAUGGAGGCUGUGAAUUCUGGUCGGCUUGAAAAUGGGGACUCGGAUUCUCUUAAAACAUCUUUGUCGAUAUCGCUGACUAAGCCAGUUGAGUGUGUUAUGCCUGCAAAUUUAAUGGAUGGUACCACUGCUUCAGAUGCAACACCAUCUUUAGGAGCAGUGAGUUACGCUGCAUUUUUGGCAACUGGAGGUAUCCUUCCUGUGAACAGUGGCAAGCCCAGCACAACGAUACUUCUCACCCCAUCAGGGCUGGGCAGCAGCGCAAUUACUGAUGGCACCAUCAACAUGGAAAAGAUGGUGCAGCUGCUCCCAUCUCUACCCACCACGGGCACACUGCCAACCACAAUUACUCCACUGACAGCUGGCACCACACUCACCACUGCAACAGGCACAACUCUCAGUACAACUACUAAUCUUGUUACCACUUGUUCUGGCCAGCCAUAUAUCCAUCCUUCGCUUGUGUCUGUGAAGGAAGUGCAAGCCACUCUGGAGCAAUAUCAACGGAAGCUUGCAUUUCAUGAACCUCGACCUUGUCCUACUUGCAAAAGAAUGUAUCGAGAUGCUGCUACGUUACGAACUCAUAUGGCUAUCAUGCAUGCUGAAGGUAAAGAGCCCUUUUCCUGUACAUGUGGGGCUCUCUUUCGUACCAAGUAUGACAUGUACCAACACAAGAAAAAUGGUCAUCGGUAAGCUCUGCAAUUGAUGUACAAGACCAAAGAAAUAGCUCCAUAAAGAGGAAAGGUAGCAUCAACCAGCAAAAUCAUCUGUUUGUACUUCCACAUCAGAGUAGUGUUUUAUAUCACCAAAGAUGUUAAUGAAGACUAAGUUACCAACUACAAUUUGGCACAAAACUAGGAUAUUUAAGAAUCUUUGUCGUAUGACUUUAUACUUAGCUCAAGUAUGUGACUAAGGGAUCUAUAUAGUUUCUUUUAAGUCAGCAGAGCAUGAGUUGUAAUUUGGUUGACAAAAACUUCAUGUGUUUAAGAAGUGUAAUAGUUGACAUAACUCAUGUUUGGAUUAGGUAAUACUUAGCUAAGAGCUCUUUUUGAUGAAUAGUUUUCCCUCUCUCUCACUGUUCUUUUUUAUUUUGUGUGUGAUUUUCCAGUCACAUUUAACUCACUGAUAUGAGAAUUGGAUCUUGCUCAAGUUAUUCCAAACUAAGUGUACAUUUUAUGCUGUUGUGAAGUCUCUUUUUAUCUUGAACUGUGCUGCUGCCAUCUGGUGGUGCUCGACACAUCCACUGCUGUUGAGCAUUAGUGAUGCUCUUCAGCAGUUUUACAAACUUUGAAACUGUUCAUGUCUGGUGCUGUAUGUGAAACUUGUCCUGUGUAUUUUUACAAAAUUGAUUGAAUGGAAUAUAACUGCUGCAGUGAAUCUUUUUUUUUAUUGUUGCUGUUGUGUGUGUGUGUGUGCGUGUGUGCAAUAGUACUAGUAUGCAUGUGAGUAGAAUAGGGAGCAGUGGAAGAGAGCUUUCACUUUGAAAUUGAUAGGUGCAAAUCAAUUGCUAAUAUUCAGCCUUAAUAUUGUUUUACUGUAUUUAAAUACAGUGUUGAGUACUGUGUGAGACAUGAGUGAUUCAGCAGUAAUAAUAGAGACCAAUGAGAGGUAUUGUUUUAAGUGUUUAAUAUACCAGCAGAUGUUAAAGAUGCUGUCUUAAGCAACCGUUCUAAAUACUAACAUAUUUAUAAUAUUUAUUUAAAUUUUGUUUAUUAUUGUCACAAAAAUGGUUAUUAAAUACCAAUAACUUUGAUCUCAAAUGUUAAAAAAUUAAUUCAGCCUAUUAAGCACCUGCAUGGUGCGGCAAAACACACACGACACUAAAAUUAUGAGUACAAUGCAGUACUAAUUGAUAACAUGUAUGACAAUUGCAAUUGUUGUUAUAAGCUUUCCUGGCUAUAAUACUUUGUCUUUAUUUUUCUUGUAAAUUUGGCUGUUACAAUAUAGAAUUAUAUAUUCACGAGGAGAAUUAGUUGAUGUAUUGAGCGUCGCUAAACUGAAGCUCCUCUUUGCUCUUCCUUUGUGAGGAAGUAUUUUAAUUUUUGUCCAAGUUAAUAAGUGUAGAGGUCAAGCAAGCUUUUGUUUGUGCCAGUAAGGUGAUAAGGGUGGCAUUUACAUUUGUUACCAGUAAAACCAUUUAUUCUGACCAUUGGGAAGACAAGGUUGUGUUAUGAUAUUGUUUAAGGUGAAGGAGUUACCACCAAAUAGUUUUAGGUUUGCACAUUUUUCAUUGAUAGAUUCUUGUUUCUUGUUACCAAAUAAUGGUAUGAAUAGAUUUUUGUAUAUCUGUUUUCCUUAGCCUAAGAGAUUUUUAUUACAUGUUAACUACAUUUUGAUUUUUAAAACCAAAUAUUUAGACAAAAGUAGUGACAGAAGUUAAUGAGGAACCCUAAAACUUUUUCCACUGUAAUUAUAUUUUCUGCUUUUAUUUUUAUGCUUAUUUUAUAAAUUAAAUUUUCUGUAUUUUGUGUAGUAAAUUAAGUAAAUUGAUUGUUAUUUUGGAGAAAAUAAUAUUUAUCUAUGAUUUAUAUUAUUUUUGUUUCAGCAUUUCUAGACAAGACUACUACUAUCAUGGCAUUGCAAUUUGAAAUAAGUACCAGUGAUAGAUUUAUUAGAUUUGAUAACAUUUGAUUUUCAUGCUAAUUAAGCAUUUUCUUUCAAUUUUAUGGUAUAUAAAGUGCUGUACAUGGUUGACACAUUUUCAUUUAUUGUGUGAAUGUUAUUGGCCAGUGUUAUCAUAGCACAAUACUGAGAAUUAACACUUCCUAACUAAAUCUCGGUGUAUUGUGUAUUUUUCCUUGUCUGCAAUUCUCCUCCCCCCCCCCCCCCCUUGUAUUGUACUUUUACACCCUGUGGCCCCCUCCCCUUCCGGCCCGUUGGCGUCGUGAGGGGGCUUGGUGGACGGCUGCCGGAGUGUGAUGCUCCGUUGGGCAGUCCUCUGUCCUUUUCUGGCCUUGCACUCCUGCUGCUGUCUUCUCCA